GUAUAAACAUGGCAGGCAUUUUCGAGGCGCCGCGUAACGCGGACACUCUCUUUCUAGGAGGCCAGAAAAUCACUGGUGCCGAUGUUCGAGACCAGUGCGUCCUUGCGACCCAAGCGAUUGCAAAUGUAGUCAAGAGCUCUUUCGGCCCCUCAGGCCUGGACAAGAUGAUGGUCGACGAGAUCGGUGAUGUCACGGUUACAAACGAUGGCGCCACUAUUUUGAGCCUGUUGGAUAUCGAGCAUCCUGCUGGCAAAAUUCUUGUGGAUCUAGCCCAACAACAGGAUAGGGAGGUCGGUGACGGUACCACUUCCGUCGUCCUCAUUGCCGCAGAACUCCUCCGACGAGGAAACGAAUUGAUGAAGAAUCGCAUUCACCCCACAACUAUCAUCAACGGAUACAGACUAGCGCUUCGGGAGGCUGUGAAAUAUAUGAAUGAGAACAUCGCCACGAAGGUUGACCAUUUGGGCAAGGACAGCUUGGUUAACAUUGCCAAAACGUCCAUGUCUAGCAAGAUCAUCGGGGCUGAUGCCGACUUCUUUGCGAACUUGUGCGUCGAUGCAAUGCUGCUGGUCAAGACCACAAACCAGAAGAACGAAGUCAAAUACCCCGUCAAGGCAGUCAAUCUGCUUAAGGCCCAUGGGAAGAGUGGAACAGAGUCAGUCCUUGUUAACGGCUAUGCUCUCAACUGCACCGUUGCCUCCCAAGCCAUGAAGACUAGGAUAACAGACGCGAAGAUAGCCUGCCUUGACAUGAACCUGCAGAAGGAGAGAAUGAAGCUCGGCGUUCAAAUCACAGUUGACGAUCCUGACCAGCUGGAAAAGAUCCGUGAAAGGGAAUCCGGCAUUGUUAUUGAACGUGUGGAGAAGAUUCUCAAGUCUGGAGCCAACGUUAUCCUCACUACCAAGGGCAUUGAUGACAUGGUUCUCAAGCUCUUCGUUGAGAAGGGUGCCAUGGCUGUCCGGAGAUGCAAGAAGGAAGACUUAAGACGUAUCGCGAAGGCUACUGGAGCUACGUUGGUGAGCACGCUCUCCGAUCUGAACGGCGAUGAGAAAUUUGAGGCCUCCUACCUGGGUCACGCAGAUGAGGUUGUUCAGGAGCGGAUAUCCGACGACGAAUGCAUCCUCGUCAAGGGUACCAAGGUUCACACUUCAGCGUCCAUCAUCCUGCGAGGCCCCAAUGAUUUCAGCUUAGAUGAAAUGGAGCGUUCAGUCCACGACUCCCUCUGCGCCGUUAAGCGAACAUUGGAAAGCGGUAGCAUUGUUCCCGGAGGCGGUGCUGUCGAGACAGCUCUUCACAUGUACCUUGAAGAGUUCGCCGUCACAGUGGGCUCCCGCGAGCAAUUGGCUAUUGGCGAAUUUGCUCAAUCCCUCCUUAUCGUUCCCAAGACUCUAGCCGUCAACGCAGCGAAAGACUCUUCCGAGCUUGUCGCACAACUCCGCAAGAGACACGCCUUGUCUCAGCGCGUCCAGGAAGGCGAAGCUAAUGAGAAAGAGAAGGCCGUCGCUAAGAAGAAGGAAUACCGAAACUAUGGUCUUGACUUGACAAAGGGCCGUGUCCACGACUGCCUCAAGGCUGGUGUCUUGGAGCCUAGCAUGGGUAAGCUCAAGCAGCUUAAGAGUGCGGUUGAGGCUUGCAUUGCCAUCAUGCGCAUUGACACUAUGAUCAAGCUGGACCCCGAACGCAAGGAAGAUGAUGGACAUGGCCACGACCACUAAAGUAAUAUUUUCUCUUGGACGUGAGAUCUUCCUAUCUCUGCAUGUACGGAUUUAGAUAAAAGUAUAAUAGGAUCUAGUACCAGCAUACAACCAUCUCGACGUUCAAUGCCUGUAG
Molecule: messenger RNA, 1830 nt
Organism: Aspergillus nidulans FGSC A4
Lineage: Eukaryota; Fungi; Ascomycota; Eurotiomycetes; Eurotiales; Aspergillaceae
Product: chaperonin-containing T-complex alpha subunit TCP1
Exons: 6
Coding region: 9-1715 (568 amino acids)
Biological process (GO): protein folding
Cellular component (GO): chaperonin-containing T-complex; cytoplasm
Molecular function (GO): ATP binding; ATP hydrolysis activity; ATP-dependent protein folding chaperone
Source: RefSeq, a predicted model, not a curated record